This is a messenger RNA of Fusarium pseudograminearum CS3096, 1239 nucleotides long. RefSeq lists its product as uncharacterized. The record is from RefSeq and is a predicted model, not a curated record. Lineage: Eukaryota; Fungi; Ascomycota; Sordariomycetes; Hypocreales; Nectriaceae. The transcript has 2 exons. The coding region runs from base 1 to 1239 and encodes 412 amino acids.
AUGGCGCCCAAAACACCAAACUCAAACGGCACGCCAAUCUUCUCAACCUCCAUCUUCUCCUCCAACAACUCCUCCUCCCGUCCCACCACCCGCGAAGGCUCCCUCGAUCCUCUCAACACAAACAUCCUCCCCAAAGACCGCAAGGCUUCCUUCUCGCGCAAAGCCUCCCUCGGUAGCCGUCGCGGGAGCUCUCUCGGAACAAACGCCUACGUGACGGAUGCUGCCGCGCCGCCAGCUCUGCCUGACUACGCACUCUCUGCUGCUGCAAAGGUUGCGCCGCGACCGUCGGAUAGCGAAGCAACCGCUACGCCUAUAGAUCUGCAGAAUCAGAUGUUGAGCCGGAGCGCGACGGGGUCGACGACCCUUUAUGGAGGAGUACCGAGUACGCCGUUGGGCUUUAUGCCGAAUGGCGCUGUGGGAACGUCGGGAAUGUGGCAGCAGAAUGAAGCAAGUAUUAUGUACCACCACAUCACAGAGCUUGCCAACAAGCGCAUAGCAACGCUCGAGUAUCUACGGAAAGCUCACGAAGGCCGUAUAUACUGGUUCAAGACAUAUCUCUUCGACAGGACCGACCUCGGCCGCAUGCCCUCCCUCGACGCUCGAAAGCUCGGCCGAAAAGCAACAAACCACCUCCUCCUCGGCCUCUCCCUCCCCACAAUCGUCGACCUCUACUCCUCCACAUCGAUCGAAUUCCUCCGAAGCUUAAACUCCCUUCUCUCCGAGUUCGAUUCCUUCCAGCAACUCCACGGCGAGUCAUCCACCGCUGCAUCCCUCACCCGCGCCCGUCUGCCCAGCAUGUUCCGUCGCCCGGGCGGUAAAUCGCGCCGCUCGACUUCAGCAGCUGACAUGCACCCCCUGGUCGACGAGAUGGCUCCCAUGCCAUCUGCCGGGGGCCCUGCACCGUCUGUGAUGAACUUUGCAGCUUCCGAGACGGAUCUUCUCCCUGGCGAGGAGUACACAUAUCUGCUGACGCCAUCUUUACCGUUCGAUCCCGAUUACUUUGAGACAUUUGCGACGCUCUGCGAUGUUUUGAUCGAUUGCUACACGAGAUUCCUCGCCCUGGUGCCUUCACCGAAGGAUUGUUCAGCGCCCGUUGCUGAGCUGUUUACGAAAGCGGAUUCCCGAGUACGCAAGAUUAUAGUCCAAGGCCUCGUCCGGGAUUUCGAAGAGCAGAGCCGAAGCCACGUCAAGACCGAGGUUGCCACGAUUGGAAAGGUUGUUCUGGGAGGUUUAAUGUGA